Molecule: messenger RNA, 2356 nt
Organism: Alosa alosa (allis shad)
Lineage: Eukaryota; Metazoa; Chordata; Actinopteri; Clupeiformes; Clupeidae
Gene: nfic
Product: nuclear factor I/C
Exons: 11
Coding region: 670-2220 (516 amino acids)
Biological process (GO): regulation of transcription by RNA polymerase II
Cellular component (GO): nucleus
Molecular function (GO): DNA-binding transcription factor activity, RNA polymerase II-specific; RNA polymerase II cis-regulatory region sequence-specific DNA binding
Source: RefSeq, a predicted model, not a curated record
GUCCUCAAUAACCCUUACCGCUAGAUUGUAACACGAUGUAGGCUAAGUUGUAGUGAAUUUGUUCGGAAUACGCGCAACCCUUACUGACGUGACUGUCGCAGCUCAUGCUGGGAGCACAGACGGAGGGUGGGAGUUUCAGUGCGCAAGUGCUUGGAGGAGAGAGAGUCGCUCGUUACUUCUCUUGUAAACCAAACUUUCAGACGUCGUUCCUGAGCUUCGUACUGGGGCGAAUGAGGAUUCUGCUUUGUUGAUUUGGAGUAGGCUACGCAUGUCGUUGGACAGAGAAUAUUAGGGUUACUGCUUCUUUAAGUUCUUUUUUGGGAUGGGCUAUUUUCAUAACGUCAUUUCAUUCCUCCCUCUUUUUCAUUUUCUCAUUCUUUGAUUCUUACUCCCCACAUUUCCUAAAUGGAACAGAUUAUCCGACCCUCCACAUUGUCUUGCUUUCAGAAUUUUUAUUCAAACUUUUUAGUUUUACAUUCCUCAUUUUCGGCAACUGACUUUUUCUGGCGUCACGUUAUUUUCGGAGGGCAGAUAUUUUAACGGACGUAAACUGGAGGUGGCGAUGGUGGAAGUGUUGAUGAUGAUGGUGAUGAUGAAAAUGAUCUGUGAAAAAUGAUCCACUAACUUGUCUGUCUUUGCCACUUGCCAAGUCAUACGCUCCUUUUCACCAUGAUGUAUUCACCCCUCUGUCUAACUCAGGAUGAGUUUCAUCCGUUCAUCGAGGCCCUACUGCCGCAUGUGCGUGCCUUCGCCUACACCUGGUUCAACCUGCAGGCGCGCAAGCGCAAGUACUUCAAGAAGCACGAGAAGCGCAUGACCAAGGACGAGGAGCGCGCGGUCAAGGACGAGCUGCUCGGCGAGAAGCCCGAGGUGAAGCAGAAGUGGGCCUCGCGCCUGCUGGCCAAGUUGCGCAAGGACAUCCGGCCCGAGUGCCGUGAGGACUUUGUGCUGACCAUCACGGGCAAGAAGGCACCCUGCUGUGUGCUGUCCAACCCCGACCAGAAGGGCAAGAUGCGGCGCAUCGACUGCCUGCGGCAGGCCGACAAGGUGUGGCGCCUGGACCUGGUCAUGGUCAUCCUCUUCAAGGGCAUCCCGCUGGAGAGCACAGACGGUGAGCGGUUGGUCAAGGGUGGCCACUGCGCAAACCCCAUCCUGUGUGUGCAGCCGCGGCACAUCAGCGUCUCCGUCAAGGAGCUGGACCUCUACCUGGCCUACUUCGUGCAGGAGAGAGAGUCAGAGCAGAGCAGUAGCCCCCGCACCGGCAUCGGAUCUGACCAGGAGGAUAGCAGAGCCCCCACCAUGGAUGCUCCUGAGUUUCAGGACAGCUUUGUGACGUCUGGGGUUUUCAAUGUAACAGAACUGGUACAGGUGUCAAGAACUCCGGUGGUGACAGGAGGGGGUCCUAACUUCUCCCUGGGGGAGCUACAAGGGCACCUGGCUUACGACCUCAACCCAACAGGGGUGGGCAUGCGGAGAACUCUGCCCAGCACCUCCUCCAGUGGGAGUAAGAGGCAUAAGUCGGGCUCCAUGGAGGACGACAUUGACACCAGCCCUGGAGGGGAGUACUACACUUCACCCAACUCCCCCGCCAGCAGCUCCCGCAACUGGCAGGACGAGAUGGAGGGAGGGAUUUCCCCCACAGUGAAGAAGACAGAGAUGGAUAGUCCGUCUCCCCAGGAGAGCUCCCCUCGCCUUGGCUUCACCCAGCACCACCGGCCUGUCAUCGCAGUGCACAGUGACGGUCUGUUCCCCCACCCCUUUCUUUCUCCAGGCAUCAGCAGGAGUCCGCACCCCUCCUCGUCUUUGCACUUCCCCACCGGGCCGCUGCUGCCCCAGUCGGCCUCCUCCUACUUCCCGCACACGGCCAUCCGCUACCCGCCACACCUGGGCUCACAGGACCCGCUCAAGGACCUCGUCUCCCUGGCCUGUGACCCAUCCAACCAACAGCCCAGCCCGCUGAACGGCAGUGGCCAAGGGAAGGUGCCCAGUCACUACAUCUCGUCCCAGAUGCUGGCGCCCCCGCCGCCCCCCGGCAUGCCCCGUCUGACGUUGCCCCCCGACUCCAAAUCCGGCACAACCACCGCAGAAGGAGGAGCCAGUUCUCCCACGUCACCCACAUACUCUGCUCCAGGGACGCCACCUGCCAACCGCUCCUUCGUAGGCAUCGGACCUCGGGACCCUGGUCUCUAUCAGGCACAGUCCUGGUACCUGGGCAACUGAUGGACACAUGGACAGAGGCCACAAGCAUGAGCUUGGAUUUCAGAUUCAUCACUUUGUGGAAUUCAGAAAAAUAAAAAAUGUAAAGAAGAUGCAAGAGGGAAAAAGUAUAUACAUAUAUAUGAGGUAUAUGUAUAUA